GUUAGAUGUCAAAAAAAAAAGAAGGCGAAUGUACAUAAAAACAUCAUUGUUGUGGCAGUUGCCAGAGUAUAUCUAACGGAGUGAAAAGUGAGAGUCAAUAAGGAAGAACAAAUUUCUAAAAAAUGCAUUUAUAUUUUUGAAUAAAAAAAAAACACAAAUUUUAUUUAUUAAAACUUUUCAAUUCAUUCAAAAUCUGUUGGUAUAAAUUCUUUCCUAGAGGCAAAGUUGAAAAGUUUACGAUUCGGGCUUAUUUUCAUUUUUUUUUAUGUAACAAUCAAUGGAUUGGGGUAUGGCCAGCUGCCAAAAGUAAUCGAAAGUGCAAAUGUCCUUCGGUAAAGUUUCAAAUGAAGUGUUAAGAACCAUCAAGCAUUUUUGCAAAUAGUUUUUCUUGAUAUUAUGUGAUUUUUUUGUAUCUAUAUCCCCUCUAUGGUUUAUUAGUUUUUUGGUUUUCAUUAUGUUUUUUUUUUGGCAAAUUUUGCAAUCGCAGUCGUUUAGUGCCUUUUUAAUGGAAUUUAUUUGAAAAAAAAAAAAAUAAAUAAAGUGAAAUAAAAGGCAAAAAAAUGCAUAGAUACAACAAGAAAAAAUUCUUCUUCGACCUGCUGCAGCUGAAUGACCUAUUACUUUGAAUUUUGUCACACAAAUCAAAUCCAAAAUUUUUGCCAGAAAACCUCGACUUGUAAAACCACACAAUGGAUGCAUCACCAAUAACAGUAACAAGUGUGGCAGUAAUUGCUAUUUUGGUUUUUAUGGCUGUAUUAGCCUGCCAUUAUUUAAGUCCAAAAACAACAUCAUGGAUUCUGUCCAGCAAAGAAGAGACAAUACGAUUAUCUAAAAAUAAACUUUUCAACGCUAAUGGUUAUCUGAUACACUCAGGUUCAGAUUUUUUGCUUAGCUCCAGUGGUAGCUUUAAAAGAUUCGAUUCCGUAGAUCGUGAUUGCAAAGAUCUUGGUCAAAAUACAACAUCACACAUGCCAUUAUGGAAUAUACCACAAUCAGAUAUUCCCCCACAACCAUUACGACCAGCACCAGCACCGAUACCAUCAAAAAUUAGCGAAGAAGAAUCCGAAGAUUUCGAAAAUGAAUUCAUAACAACUACUGCUUCCAUUAAUCAACAAACUCAUCAUCAGAUUAAACAAUCUGCUACAAUAAAUGCUCUUCCAUCGUCACAAAAUCAUACAUCUUCCAUAGACUCGGCAUCACUUCGACGAAAUCUCUCCACACCAUUGAAUUUUGAAAUAAAAACGGCCACAACAACUGCAACUGCCAUACCAAGGCCAACUAUUAAACGAAUUGGCACAGCUCCAAAUGGUCAAUUAAUAAAUCUUUCCGAAGCCGCUUUCAAAAUUCAACAAAAAGGCGAAGAAAUGUUGCGUUCGAAAAGCAGCACCAAUCCAUUUUUAAAUCAAACCAAUAAUCAAACGAAAUUCGCUCCAAGUCCGCCAACAACCCCAUUGACAACAAUCAAUGAGCUCUGUCAACUAAGUCCGACCGAAAAACCUUUGGAAAUGAAAAUUCCAAUUACAACCGAUGACAAUAUUAAUAAAAAUCCAUUUACAACUGUUGAACUAACAGCUGAAGAAGAGAUAAUAAGCCUUCCAGAUGCGGCAUCUGUCACUAUCCAGGCCGUCAACAAUGAUGCAGCAGCACCAAAAGAGAAAUUUAUGAAUGCUAUUUAUGAUUUUAUAAACCAAAUGCCUGCCAGUCAGCAUAUGUCACUGCCUUCAAACUAUCAAUUCAAUAACUCGGAAACAGUAACGGCUCCAGCGACAGCCCCUGUAACUGAAGAUUCUGGUAGGAAAGCCUUCUUCCAAUUCAGAAAUAGAUCGUUCUCAGAAACUGAAGCAACCGAAAUCGAUUUGAAACAGUUCUGUAGUAACAGUAAUCCGUUUAAACGCAAAGGAAGUGUUGAGAUUCAGAAGACCACUUCGGAGGAACUUCUUUCAUCAAGAAAUGGUAAUGUUCCUCCAUUUCGUCGUCAAUCUUCGGUGGGUUUUGGAAUUGGUCGACGUAAUAGCUCUCAAACUUCAUUGGACAGUGACAAAGGCUCUAUGGACAGCAUAAUAUUGCAGAGAGCUAUUUCUUGUGAUUCAGUCAAUUCAGAGUCUUCCGUACUGCUGGCGGAUCUAGAACAGCCUACACCUGAAAUCACAGGGAAUUUGUGUGUGGGACUGCAUUGUGAUAAAAAUACCAUUACAAAUCAAAGUGUAGAUAUUGUUGUUAAUGUCAUGGAAGUUAAAGAAAUAGCUGGAUAUACAAAUCUAGAACCUUUUGAUACAUUUGUGCGAAUUUAUUUAGUACCGGACCAAGCAAAUGCUGUUCAAACGAAGGUUAUAAGAGAUUGUCUAACACCAAGCUUUAAUGAAACAUUUACUUUUCAAAUGAAAAGACGACAAGGACGACAUUCAUUAUGGUUUCAUCUUUAUCACUGUGGCAAUGUUCAUACCUUAAUUGGUGAAUCUGAAUUGGAAAUUGAUGAAAUUGUUCGCCCAAUGACAACGUGGCUACCAUUAUCAGAUACACGAAAACAAAAAGCCAAAUGGGGUGAAUUGAUGUUUUCAUUAAGUUAUUUGCCAACAGCUGAACGCCUUACCGUUGUGGUUGUGAAAGCACGAAAUUUAAAAUGCAAUGAACAACUUGAAUCUGGCAAUGAUAUUCAAGGAAUUUUUAUUAAGGCCUAUCUAUUAAAGGACGAUAAAAAAGUUUUCAAAAAGAAAACCUCACUAAAACGGAAAGAACAUCGAUGUCCAAUAUUCAAUGAAUCAAUGAUAUUCAGUAUUCCCCCAUAUGCACUUAAUACAGUUCAUAUCCGGUUGACGGUAAUGUGUUCCACAGGUACCGAAGUAGUGCCUUUGGGUCAUGUUAUUGUUGGUAGCACUACAACGGGCAAAGGAUUAAGACAUUGGCAUCAAAUGUUAUCGAGUCUUAGAAAACCCGUAGCAAUGUGGCAUAUUUUACGAUAUGCAUCAACAAAUGACAGAAUUAAUGACAAAAAGAGAAUUUUCAUUGAACGAUAAGUAUUAUAUACCUACCCGCAUUAUAUACCCCUAAAAUACAAAAUGGCUUUAUUCUUUUCUAUAUAUCAGUAUGUAACUUAACCCCAAUAUUGAAAUUGAAUAUAGUAUAUAAAAAUAUUUUAUUUAACCUAAAUUUUGGGGUGUAGUUAACACCGUCAUCAACAACAAAACAAAAAAUCAAAAAUCUAACAAAAAAAAAAAAACAAAAUCAAUUUAUAAUAAUUUUUCAUACAUUUUUCUAAUGCCGACUACCAGUUCCGAGAACUUUAUAUAGAAAUACGAAAGAAAUUAAUAAAAAGAAAAUUAAAGAGAUAAAAUUUAAUUAUUAUUAAUUACGAAAGUACCAAACAAGUUAAACUUAAAAGUGAUGAAUUCUUGCUUUAAUAUAGAAAAAAAAAAGAAUAUAAAUUAUAUAAAAUUAUAAAUCUAAAGUUAUGUUAUGUAAUUUUAAAGUAUUUAGUAAAAUUUACUCUUUUAUUUAACUUUGUGUUAAAUUUAUUUGUGAGAUUAGCUAAUCGAGAUAUAGUUUGUGUGACAGUAAGCGAAGCGAUAUUUGGGGCGAAAAUAUCUUUAAAAUUAAAAAUCUUCAAGAAAAGAACGUCUGAUUUAAAAGUUCUAUUAAAUUUUAAAUUCUUAAGACUAAUGACAUUUGAAAACAGAUUUCUCAGUAUUAUUUCGAGACCUUAAAACUAGAUUUUGUACAACGCUUAUAACACUUGUACACGAAAACUUAUUACAGUCGUGUUUUCAUCCAAUAACAGGAAGUUUAAAAGUUCGAGAUGACAAAAUAGAUUAGUGAGUAUUAGUAUCGGCUAGUAAUUAGUUAAGGAUACAGAGGAGCUUUGGAUGCAGUAUGAAUUUCUAGAAAACACCAAUCUAUCAAAAAGAUCGGUAGGCUUUUUAUAACAUCUUCAGUCACUUUGAACAUAUGUAGUUUCACCAAAGGUGUAACGUUACCAUAACUUCAGUUAUUUUUAGACAUUCGUCGAGUUUAAUUAACUUCUUUUUAUGUACAUCCUUUCUGUUCGUACAUCCUGUAUCGAAUAAAGCUUGAUACACUUAUUCGAACUGCGCAAAGUAUUGAAACUUGUCAGUGAAAAAAAUUUGACUGACAAGUUUAGAUUACAGUAACUUCAAAUGCGUAGAGAAGUAAAUCUUUAUUUAAAAAAAUGUUUCCUUUGCAUAAGAUACCAGAUCUACCAUUUAACCAAGCGUCAAAAUUCUACGGUAUUCAGGACUCCAAGAAGAAAACUCAUCGAACAUGAACGGAUACCACGCACCUGAGUAGAAAAUCUAAAAAUAUCGAUUAUUUCCUUUGUUUGCACUGACCUAAAUUAAAAAUUUCUACAAUAGCGACAAGAUGAUCGGUCAGUCAGUGAGUGAGUGCAUGAGUGAGCCAAUUACGGUUUUUGUGGUUUUUGGAGCCUUAUAUCUCAGAAACUACUCAUUCUGAAAUUUUGUGAGAAGUUUUUUUUUUUUUUACUAGCUCAGCAUUUCUGUGAUCUUUGGUGAUCACGGCUAAUAUUUUAGGAUUUCUGAAUUAUUUUGAUCAAAAACAACAUUUUCCCAGAUUCAAUAAAGCCUAGCUAUCUGUUUUUGGGGUCGAUAGUCUACUAGGCAAAAGCACUUGCCACUCAAAGCCCAGUGGCUUGCCGAAAAACUUUCGAUCAAAAGAUCCGUUCGGCAUUUAUUGGCGGAAGUAUCAGUCAGCAAAAAGCAGUGGACGCUAAUUUUGCAAGAACUUCUCACUUAAUGACAUUUUCUCAUUAGUAUUGGGGGAAAAGCAUGUCGGCGACCAGGGCCUAGUGGCUUGCAUUUCGAAAUCAUUCAUUCUUGCAUGCGUAUUUGCACUACUCACCGUGUUAUGACGAGAAAAACACUCUUGAGGGCCUUGUCACUUUCUCACAAAAUAAAAUGUAGAAUUGGCUGGAUCAGAAUCCAGAUUUAACAACCUUCCUACUUAAGAUGACGUUUAAAAUGUAGGAUGGAACUCAGCCUCAAGCCAGCUGCCUUCCAGCUUCGCACAGAGUUAACCCUCUGCGUUUUACAUUUUAUCUUCAGUUCAGUGUGCGUUUUUUUUUUUUAAAGACAUGCUUUGAAACUGUAUUAAAAAAAAAGGUUGAGGUUGUAAAGCUUUCUUAAGAGAAAGCAGCUCUUUAUGAAGUUUCAUAGGUCAACCUUUUAUAUUGACCGGCAGUGUAUCUCUAGUACCUACCGCUUAAUUCUGUAUGACACUAUGUUUUACAGAUAUUUUAAAAAGCAAUCAUCAGAUUGAUGAAAUAGCUAGUUGCAUUCCGAGGAGACUUCAAUCAUUCGUACAUUUGAAUCUAAUUUCGAAGCGUCUAAAACAGAUACACUUUCAUUACCCGCACUACACGAAUGUGGAACUUAUUAUCUAACUAUAAAGUCUAGAUAUUUUUCCUCACAAGCAAAUUUAACAGUUUUAAAAUUUUAUAAAUUCAUUUUUUGGACCAAAGCUCUUGACUAUCUCAUAACCAAAAAAAAAAAAGAUAAAACUAAAAUUAAAACAAAAAAAAAACAAGCGUUCACCCUAAAAGUAUGUAUCACCUAAUACCUAAAACAUUUAAUAAAAUUAUUAUUAAAUUUUUCAUCAAAACUAAAUUCAUUCUAUCAACAACCAAGAAAAAAAAAACAAUAUUUCACAACCAACUACAAUAUACAUACCUACUUACUCUUACUUAAUCACAUUUUUUAUACCUUCUAACGAGUGAAAAGAAUACAAAAAAAAAUAAGAUACACAAUUAAUUACAUACAUAACAAAAAUAUUAUCAAAAGAAAACAAAAAAAAAAAAAUAAUUAAA
Molecule: messenger RNA, 5836 nt
Organism: Episyrphus balteatus (marmalade hoverfly)
Lineage: Eukaryota; Metazoa; Arthropoda; Insecta; Diptera; Syrphidae
Exons: 7
Coding region: 690-3014 (774 amino acids)
Biological process (GO): cellular response to calcium ion; calcium-ion regulated exocytosis; regulation of dopamine secretion
Molecular function (GO): clathrin binding; SNARE binding; calcium ion binding
Source: RefSeq, a predicted model, not a curated record